Messenger RNA from Hypomesus transpacificus, 3866 nucleotides. RefSeq names its product poly (ADP-ribose) glycohydrolase a (gene parga). Bases 490 to 2757 code for a protein of 755 amino acids. Gene Ontology annotation, molecular function: poly(ADP-ribose) glycohydrolase activity. Gene Ontology annotation, biological process: ATP generation from poly-ADP-D-ribose; regulation of DNA repair; nucleotide-sugar metabolic process. Gene Ontology annotation, cellular component: cytoplasm; nucleus. The transcript has 18 exons. Lineage: Eukaryota; Metazoa; Chordata; Actinopteri; Osmeriformes; Osmeridae. The record is from RefSeq and is a predicted model, not a curated record.
UCUGUAGCAACGAAUGGAAAGUGAAACAAUUCAGAGAUGCCAUUGGAGUCUGUUUUGAAAAGGCUCAACUAAAUGAAAAUGAAAGACGUAGCUAUGUGAUUUAAUGAGUUUUUGUUACGUGAACAGAACCAACGGCCUGCAAGUCUGAUAACAAAAACGUUAGCAAUAUCUGACUCAAAUGAGCCAAUAUUUUGGAGUUAGCUAUUACAGUAGUACUAGCACUAGCUGCUGGUGUAAAUCGAAGCAGUGCUAGCUAUAUUGUUACCAAUUUCUAGCUAGCUAGCAAGUUGAGGACAGCAUUACUGUAACAGAAGAGAAACAUUGUUUGGAAGUCAGUUCAUAAUUAUAUCCAAUCGGACAGUAUAUCUACUUCCAUCCUCACGAGUCUGGUUGUGGACUUGACAAUCAGAAGGGUGUCCGUCCAAGUCAAGUGGGAGACAUACAGCACAGAAGCUGUCGCAAACUAAGUUUUUACAGGUGGAGAAAAUCAUGGAGGCCAAUAGUAUUGCAAGUUCUGAAGUUAAGCCUGGAGGCACUGAGAAUGAUGUUCCAAAAUCAAACCUUUCAGGUGGAAAGAAAGACCUCUUUGACAAACCAAAGCUUCAUAGUGAUAAAGAUUGUGAAACAUGUGUGAACAUACAAGAUGACAGUGCAGCAGAUAAUUCUGCAGUGCAAUGUGGACAUUUUCAUGGAUCACCUGUGCCUGACUGUGGUGCCAGUGGAAAUAUCACUACUCAGUCACACUGUUCUAAUGGACAGAAAGCUAAGAGGUCCAACUCUACCGAAUCUGCCCAUGUCAAAUUAACCACUGUGGCCCCCCAGUUCUCUAAUCCCAAGCCUUCCCUCAGCCUUUCCCUCAACCAUGAUGAGGGUUCAAUUACCUCCCAUGAUGAAGAGAUGAUGAGUCCCGACAAAACCACAGAGAAAUCUUUCCAGUCUAUUGACUCCGGAGAAGGAAACCAAACCCUCGACCUUUUGGCGGAAUUCCCUGUCCCCACCACAUUCUCAACAACAGAUCCCCAGCAUUCUAAAACACUUGAGGAUGCAGAGGAUGUUCCCAUGGAAACCGAAGAUGCAGAAAAGCCAGAGUCUAGUAGUAUAUCUACGGUUACUUUGGAGCGACCUGUCAAUCAGGAUUCUGCCUCCUCAACGAGUGUGUUGGAUUUAAGUGCGGACAUGGACAGGAAAUGGCUGGGAACGCCCAUUGAUGACCUCAACAGGAUGCCCCAGUGCGCCCCUCCCCUGCCACACCUGAAGGCGGCGCACAAUCACACUGUCAUGAUCAGAACCGAUCUCCUCAGGGAGGGGGAAGUGCCUGUCCCCUACCCCACCAAGUUCAAGGACGCCUGGGACGAGGUGUCUGUGAAGAUGCCCUGCUCCGAGAAGAACCUCUUCCCUGUGGGCAGUGAGGAAGGAGGAGUCCAGAGUCGCUGGGAGCUGAUAAAGGCUGCCUUGGACGGGGAGUUCAAAAGCUCUCUGGAUGUUAGGGAUGCAAUACUGAGAUACAACACAGCCCAUGCAAAGAAAUGGGACUUCACAGCUUUGAAUCUUCUAUGCACUGAGAGUCUGGAGAUCUGUGAGGCGCAGCAGCUGUUUGAAACCAUUCUCACAAAGAUGGUCAAUCUAGCGCUCAGUGCCCCUCGCCUCUGCACAAUGCCCAUUCCUCUGUUGAAGAUGAGGAUGAACCACUCCCUGACUCUGUCUCAGGACCAGAUAUCCUGUUUGCUGGCCAAUGCCUUCUUCUGCACAUUUCCCCGGAGGAACUCACGCAAAUCUGAGUACGGCAACUACCCCGAGAUCAACUUCUACAGAUUGUUUGAAGGUUCUUCUCCGAGGAAGAUUGAGAAGCUGAAGACUCUACUCUGCUACUUCAGAAGAGUCACAGAGCACAAACCCACAGGUCUUGUGACGUUCACAAGGCAGAGCCUGAGCACUCCGCCAAACUGGGAAAGCUCCCAAACACAGCUGAGGAGGCUUCACAUUACCUGUGAGGGGACCAUUGAGGACGACGGAUAUGGAAUGCUACAGGUGGACUUUGCCAACAGGAUGGUGGGUGGAGGAGUGACGGGGCUGGGGCUGGUGCAGGAGGAGAUUCGCUUUCUCAUCAACCCUGAGCUCAUUGUCUCCCGCCUCUUCACAGAGGCUUUGGACCACAACGAGUGCCUCAUCAUCACCGGUACAGAGCAGUAUAGUAAAUAUUCUGGCUACGCCGAAAGCUACCAUUGGAAAGAAAGCCACAAGGACGAGACUCCCAGAGAUGAAUGGCAGAGGAGAUGUACUGAGAUUGUGGCAUUGGACGCCCUGAAGUACAGACACUUCCUGGAACAGUUUCAACCUGAGAAGAUGACCAGGGAACUCAACAAGGCAUACUGUGGGUUUUUCCGGCCCAACAGCAACAGCCAGCACCUCUCUGCCGUCGCCACGGGCAACUGGGGAUGCGGGGUGUUCGGUGGAGACACUAAGCUCAAAGCUCUGCUCCAGUUGAUGGCUGCAGCGGAAGCAGGCCGAGACGUGGCCUACUUCACCUUCGGAGACGCUCAGCUCAUGAGGGACGUGCACGCCAUGCACAGCUUCCUCACAAAACGAACCGUCAACGUUGGGAGACUGUUUGGCCUGUUGAACCAGUACUCCAGUGAAGUGUGUAAAAACUGCUGCACGUCUCGCGUGGACGUAAGCCUGUACGGUUUCAUCUACAAUAAGCUCACCCGUGCCAACACCGCAAGGGAUCCUGGGACAUCUGGCAUCCCCUCGGACUAAUGCAGAGGAUGAGGGAGAAAAAAAACGUAAUCUACCCCAAUCCUUCUUUCCCCACCCCCUAUCUGCACCUAUUAGAGAUUUCAGGUUUGUAGACAGCAGUGCUCCCUUUCCAACUCUCUCUCACCCUUUAGGUUUGCAACCACACUUGAACUAGCAGCACUACACAAUUUGCCUUUUUUCCACCAGUGACCUCCCAGUGAGUUACCAGACACAUUAGAACUCAACGGAGAACAUUAGCAAUAUUUAAUUUACCCCCAGUCACUGUUAAGCCUUUUUCCAUUGCUUAAUGGCGAUGCAGAGAGUUGUUUUAAGAUUAUAAGGUGGUUGAAAUCCAAACGUGGCCAAAUACACUUGCAUGGUUGUGGAGGCCGGACACGGCAUGACACAUUUUCCUUGGUUGUGUUGAGUUUUCUUGUCUUGAACAAUAUUCUCUACAACUACACCAAGGCAAAUGUGAGAUUCAUGUAUGUAGAGAGAUGUGAUGUCAUACAGGAGUCUAUGCAUGGAAGUAAUAUGGAUUCCUCAAAAUACUCUUUAUGCUGCUGUUUUUGAUUUAUUUGGUGUUUCCACAUAUUCUAUUGCUCAGGGCAGAUUUUCCCAAAAACCUUUGUAUCAAUUAUAGUUAUUUGGGGGGGAAACUGACCCAAGAUUGGUUAUCAGGUUUACAGUUCAAUUUGUAUUAUCAACUAGAAAAUACAUAAUAUUUACUGAUUCCGUAAUUUAAUUAUGGGGGAGAACAAAUACAAAAAUAUUGUUUGGUUUGUUUGUUAAAAGUUGAGUAUUGAGUCUGCUGCAUGAACAUGCUGAUUAAUAAUGGUUGAUUUUUUAAUCUCAAAAGUGACUGGGGAAAACAAACUGCCAAUAUUAAUAAUAGAUCAACAUAGUUGGUUAUGGACUGAUAUUAUAUUGACAUUAUUUGUUGUUUAUUAAAUUUGUUUUUAAUUUGGACUAUACUAUAUGAUUUACUAUGGGGGGCUUCGUCACAAUUAAUGAGGAUGGAGUUAAGAUGAAGAAGAGCCAAAAUGCUGUAAUUAUCAUGUGUAGUUUUUUAGGCUGUACUCGGUUAUCAUUAUGAUUUCUUAAUUAAAAGUAUAUCCUAUUAUGAUGAA